AACAAUUAGAUUUAUCAAUUUAAAUAUUAUUUUUUAAUAAAGGCAAGCGAUAAGCCAAGGUGAUCUGCUCGUUCUAUCUUGUUCGUCUUUUUACGUCUCUCUGCUCGAUGCUUGUGCCCUCCUCUCAUCAUGUUCAAAGUCAAUUGACAAAGAGAAAACCGUAACUCAGAUAAAGAGAAGAUGUGGGGAUAUGGAGGAAAGUACUAUUGGCGAAAGAGGAAUAAGUAUAACCAAGGAGGAGGAGGAGGAAGUUGCGAAGCGAUCGUUGUGGUAUUCGCUUGGAUGUCUAGCGAAGAACGCAAUCUCAAGAACCAUGUCGAUCUCUAUGAUUCUCUUCUUUGGGACUCACUCGUUUGCCAUUCUCAAUUCCUCAACAUGUUCUUACCGGACAAAGCUGCGGAUCUAGCUUCUGAUCUUGUGUCUGAACUUGUAAAGGAGCUCAAGGCAAAGCCAGUUCCUUUAGUGUUUGCUUCUUUCUCAGGUGGUCCUAAUGCUUGUAUGUAUAAGGUUCUUCAAAUACUUGAAGGGAUAUGCGACACAGGACUGAACCAGGACGAUUGUAGAAUGGUUAGAAACUGCAUCUCAGGGUUUAUCUAUGACUCAUGUCCUGUGGAUUUCACCAGCGACUUGGGAGCUCGAUUUGCGGUUCAUCCAACUACGCUCAAAAUGUCUAAACCACCUAAACCAUUUGUAUGGGCAGCCAAUGGUAUCGCUUCUAGUCUCGAUUAUGUUUUCCUCAACAGGUUUGAGUCACAGCGGGCCGAGUUCUGGCAGACUCUUUACUCUACUAUAACAAUGAGAGUUCCUUAUCUCAUUCUAUGCUCUGAAAACGAUGACCUCGCUCCUUACCAAACCAUACACAAUUUCGCCACACGUCUCCAAGAGCUAGGAGGAAAUGUAAAACUCGUUAAAUGGAAUGAUUCUCCUCACGUUGGUCAUUAUCGUUACAACCAAGUGGACUAUAAAGCAGCUGUAUCCGACUUCUUGUCAAAAGCAGCUUCGGUCUAUUUGCAGAAGACAAGAAGUCUUGACAGAGAAGCAAUGAAAGAAGAGACUCAAUGUGAUGAUGAUAUGACAGAGCCAACAACUCAAAGCUUUGGGGCAUCAACCUCUGGUCUUAACCGAAGCUUCAACGGAACUCCACUUGUCACAACUGAUCAUUUCUUCGUGCCUCGAAGCACCGUUGGUUACUACGUGGGCAACGGUGGGUCUGUGCAAGAUGAACAUAAACAAGAUUUGAUUCGUUUGUCCAGUGCUCAAAACGACGAGGAUGCAGUUAAGCCUAAUGGUGUUCUUGGUCAAAUCUUGUUUGAUGUUUAUAUCCCCAAGAACGUCGAGGAUUGGGAUGUUAAGCUGUCGGAAACCACCGGGCGGUCUAAAAGGAGACAAGGGAAGAGGUUUAUACGUAGAUCGAGAUUGUAGCAUCUGAGUUGUGCGUACCAUUUGUGUUUCUUCAACAUACUUUUGCAGUCGAAUUGUAUUUGUUUUUUGCCCUCGCAGAGACUCUAAAUAAAAUCAAUAAAAUAAGAUCCAUUUUGUAUAAC
Messenger RNA from Brassica rapa (field mustard), 1544 nucleotides. RefSeq lists its product as uncharacterized. NCBI's taxonomy places the organism in Eukaryota, Viridiplantae, Streptophyta, Magnoliopsida, Brassicales, Brassicaceae. The record is from RefSeq and is a predicted model, not a curated record.